Orbicella faveolata is the source of this 339-nucleotide messenger RNA. RefSeq names its product drebrin-like protein B. Gene Ontology annotation, biological process: positive regulation of dendritic spine morphogenesis; regulation of actin filament polymerization; postsynaptic actin cytoskeleton organization. Lineage: Eukaryota; Metazoa; Cnidaria; Anthozoa; Scleractinia; Merulinidae. Gene Ontology annotation, cellular component: site of polarized growth; postsynaptic membrane; dendrite. Gene Ontology annotation, molecular function: actin filament binding. The record is from RefSeq and is a predicted model, not a curated record.
AUGUACCUGCAUCAAGGAGAGGGAGUGCCUUCCUCAAGGAAAGGGGUCUGCGCUAACCAUGUCAGAGAUGUUGAAAAGUUUUUCAGGGGAGCCCAUGUAACCAUCAAUGCAAGAUCUUCAGAUGAUGUUGAAGAAAGUAUUGUACUUGACAAAGUUAAAAAGGCUUCAGGUGCAAACUACAGUUUCCACAAAGAGAAGGCAAAACCUGCAGAACCCAUUGCCCCAGUGGGUUCUGUAUAUCAGAAAGUGAAGAUUCAAAAGGAAAUUGACGUUCAGCAACGAGAUCAGUUCUGGUCCCAGUCUGAGGAAAACGAGAAGAGAAGAAAAGAGCAAGAACGA